CAGACGGGACGGGAAACGUACGCUCGCGUCUGGCGCUGUGAGAGGUGUUUAUGCUGUGGCCUUUGUGUUUUGGAAAAUAAAAAAAAAACUAUGUGAGGAUGUGAAUAAAAUCGACGAGGAAUUAUCGACUGGAAACAAAUAUUUCAACUGUGAGAAGUGACGAUUAUAGUUUGAUAUUUAAGCAUAAAGAGUACAAAGAAAUCGAAAAAAAAGAUAAGCAUGAACUCUUGAGCUUCUUCGUGGCACAUUCAGCCAUAAACUGAGUGGAAAAAAAUCCCUUCAUAUUGUAAAAGAAAAAAAAAUAAUCCAAGGCGGAUAGUGUUGGAUUCCUCGACCUCGGAACAAAGGUCGUCGCUCGUUCUCCAUCUCGACUCCUUUUCCCGGACCCCCUCCCCCCCCCAGUAGUGAAGGAAACGCCCCCUCCCCAUUUGGCUCCCUCCCCCAGGCCCCCUCCGCGUGGCGAUGGAAAGAAUGGCAGGGGCGGCCGAACACCACAGCAUAUGCCCGAUCCUGGUCAGACUGUGGCUUCUGUUCACCAUCUUCCACCAUGCACAAGGAGUGAAGCCGCGGGACCCGAGCUUCCUCUCCGAGAUCCAGAACCAGACGGUGUCCGAGGGCAGGACGGUCAAGUUCGCCUGCCGCGUCGAUAACUUAGGCAUACACAAGGUGGCGUGGAUUCACUACGAGAACUCGGCGAUCCUGACGGUGUCCAACCACGUGAUCACCCGCAACGAGCGCAUCACCGUCAGCCACGACAAGCACCAGAAGACGUGGUACCUCCACAUCUCCGACGUCCGCGAGACCGACACCGGGAAGUACAUGUGCCAAAUCAACACGGCCUCCGCCAUGACCAUCGCCGGCUACCUCACCGUCGUCGUACCGCCCGACAUCGUGGACAACGAGAGCACCGGCGACGUGAUCGCGCAGGAAGGCAACGACAUCAAGCUGCGGUGUCGCGCGCGCGGCUCCCCGCGGCCCACCGUCAUCUGGAAGCGCGAGGACGGCGAGUCCAUCACCGUCAACAAGUCCACGACAGUGACAGAGUACCAGGGCGAGGUGCUGCGGCUGAGUAAGGUGAGCAGGAUGGACAUGGGCGCCUACCUGUGCAUCGCGUCCAACGGCCACCCCCCCACCGUCAGCAAACGCAUCCUCGUCAGCGUUGACUUCCCCCCGAUGCUGUGGAUCCCGCACCAGCUGAUCGGGGCGGCGCAGGGGCAGACGGUGGUCCUGGAGUGCUUCACGGAGGCGCACCCGACCUCGCUCAAUUACUGGACCCGCGGAGAUGGCAACAUGAUUUACGACUCGGAAAAGUACCACAUCGAGAACCGCGAAGGGAACCCUGAGUACAAGAUCCACAUGCUCCUGACGGUGCGGUACCUCGAGCCGCAGGACUUCGGGACGUACCGCUGCGUGGCCAAGAACCCUCGCGGCGAGACGGACGGCACCAUCAAGAUAUACGACUCGGGCCCCCCACCCACCACGGCGCUCCCCCUCACCACGGAAGCGGAAAUGUUCGAGAAGAUCAACAAUCAAGUCUGGGACAAGUCAGAGAAUCGAACCCACAAGCGGCCUAACCCCCAAGCAGUGAGUGGAAAAGAUGGAGAAGAGGAGGAGAUCUACGCGACCAACGAGGAGCGCAGUUUGAACCUUCCUGCCGUGGACGAAAGCUCAGCAGCCUCGAGACUCUUGUGCAGCCUACACCUCUUCCUGUUGCUCGUGGCGGCCUUGCUUCGGGAUCGCCUCUUCUGAAACACUUGAAGCCCGAAGCAAAACCCUGCGCUUGUGUGAAUCAGAUGUACGCUUCUCCACCAGCAGUGGCCGGUGUCACUUGUCUGAGUCCUUUUGUGAUGUUUUUGGCCACGCCCUCAGCUUCCUAUGUCAAAAAAAAAAGAAUCAUUGAAGAAGUCCUGGGGAAUUGUGGUUUUAUAGAUAAGUAGAUUUUAUGGAGUUUCCGUUAGGAUCAUGGACGACCAAGAUUUCUUCCAAAGCUCUAUAGAGGGAUGUAAAUGAGAAGAUCGGUCGCUCAUCUAAAGGCUUUUAUGGCCUAAGACGUUAGACGAUGCAGACAGACAUUCCAUGCUGUUUCAAGCACCCAGGGUGGACUCGCCUAUUGCUCACACAGAGAAAAGAAUCUACAAUGUGUCUUUACCUGCAUGACUUGACCAAAUGUCACGGAAAGGGGAUAGUGACGAUUUCUGUUAAACUUUAAGUAUUUUGGAUAAAGAUAGUCUUGGUUUCUUCUGAGAUAAUUUUUUGUUAAACUGGUAUACUUUAAGAAGGUGAAAGAGUAAAUGACGAUGAUGUUUUUAACCUAGAUUUCUUAUAUGCUGUCUUCUGGAUAUGUAAAUAACAUUUUGUAAUUUGUACACAGUUGGCUAUUAAUAGUGAUUUUCUUUUGAGAUAACAUUGAAUGAAAGAUAUCAAUUCCCAUGGAAAUCAAUGUACAUAAACACAUAUGCAUAUAAGAGUAAAUCAAUAAAUUUGAGUGUAGUCGUUUAGCCUAGUUUUACACUGCAUAUUUUAUUUGUAUUACUGUCGCAACUCUGACAACCUGUUUACUAAACUCUGUGUUAGAGAGAGAGCGAGAGCAAGAGAGAGAGAGAGAGAGAGAGAGAGAGAGAGAGAGAGAGAGAGAGAGAGAGAGAGAGAGAGAGCGAGAGAGAGAGAGAGAGAGAGAGAGAGAGAGCGAGAGAGAGAGAGAGAAAGAGAGAGAGAGAGAGAAAGAGAGUAGGGAGAUAUGGAGGUUAGAGAGGGGUGAGAGAAGAAGAGAAGAAAGGAGGGAGGAAAAGGGAAAGAAAAGAGAGAGAGAGAGAGAGAGAGAGAGAGAGAAUAGGAAGAUAUGGAGGUUAGACAGGGGUAAGAGAAGAAGAGAAGAAAGGAGUGAGGAAAAGGGAAAGAAAAGAGAGAGAGAGAGAGAGAGAGAGAGAGAGCGAGCGAGCGAGCGAGAGAGAGAGAGAGAGAGAGAGAGAGAGAGAGAGAGAGAGAGAGAGAGUUUUCCUAAAAUUAAAAUAGGAUCGAUCAUCCCCUGACAGUUAACCCCCGUAGAAAUCACCAUGAAAGAAAAGCUGCGUGUAUACUUGUAUAUGUGCGUGCGUGUACAUGUGUGCGUCUAUCACAUAUGUAGCUCAAUUGUUCUUCCACAACCAAUCGCUAAUCUACAAUACAUUAGCGUCUACAGUAUGAUAUAUAUUCAGUAAUGUUACUCGUUACGGUAUGAGCCCGAGCCUCUUCUAAAUGUCACUGCAGUUCUCCCUCAUAGAGCCUUCCCUGUAGCCCAGGAUUCGUUUUCGUUCUCGUCUUUAGCGAAUAAGACUUGUUUCCAAAUUCGAGAUAUUAAGCUCCAGCGAAAGAGGUUUCCGGUGACUUUGAAAACCGAGUCUUAGACACUUAGGACGACACUCGAUAGGCUGCCGUGAAGGUCUUUGACGAACACUGUUAUUUCAUUUCGCACUAUUUUGCGCAGCGCUUUGUGAUCGCCCUCCUCCUGCUCCUGGUUUCUCAUGUUCUUCGCUUUGAUCCUGCCGUUCGUUUCGUGGCUGGAGCGCCAUUGGCAUCCGUGGUGCGGCAAAAGUGCGAUUCCCGUUAUUGGUGGAGGUACCGUCUUUAUUUCGCUCACCUUUUGACUGUGUUUCCUCUUUUCAAAACAAGUGAAUGGAUCCCGGGAGGUUGACAGUGUGUAACAAUUAGACAAACUAUUCCAAUCACACACACGCAU
This is a messenger RNA of Penaeus indicus, 3715 nucleotides long. RefSeq names its product lachesin-like. NCBI's taxonomy places the organism in Eukaryota, Metazoa, Arthropoda, Malacostraca, Decapoda, Penaeidae. The record is from RefSeq and is a predicted model, not a curated record. The transcript is spliced from 12 exons. Bases 463 to 1749 code for a protein of 428 amino acids. Gene Ontology annotation, cellular component: neuron projection.